Molecule: messenger RNA, 1003 nt
Organism: Halichondria panicea
Lineage: Eukaryota; Metazoa; Porifera; Demospongiae; Suberitida; Halichondriidae
Product: protein MAK16 homolog A-like
Exons: 11
Coding region: 122-934 (270 amino acids)
Biological process (GO): maturation of 5.8S rRNA; maturation of LSU-rRNA
Cellular component (GO): nucleolus; preribosome, large subunit precursor
Source: RefSeq, a predicted model, not a curated record
UUGACCUUUGUGACCUUUAACCGUCCCAAAUAGAGACCAUUUAAAACCCAUGUGGCAUUAUCCUUAUUAAAUCCUGCUCUAGCCUAGCCACAAACAAAACGUGUGAAGAUUUCGAUACGGCAUGCAGAGUGACGAGGUCAUUUGGGGAGUCAUUCGGAACACCUUCUGCUCAUUCAAGGCGAAGACUAACAGCCAGACGUUCUGUCGGAAUGAAUACAACCUCACGGGUCUGUGCUCUAGGCAAGCAUGCCCCCUGGCCAACAGUAGAUACGCCACCAUCAGAGAGCACGAUGGGGUGAUAUACUUGUACAUGAAGACCAUUGAGAGAGCUCACCAACCAGCUAAAAUGUGGGAGAGGGUGAAAAUGUCCAAGAACUAUGAAACAGCCCUGAAGCAGAUUGACACUCACUUGAUCUACUGGCCAAAGUUCAUCAUACACAAAUGCAAGCAAAGGUUUACAAAAAUCACACAGUAUCUCAUCAGAAUGAGACGAUUGCAAUUGAAGACACAGAAAAAAUUGGUCCCAUUGAAUAAGAAGGUUGAAAAGAGAGACACGAGGAGAGAGACCAAGGCUCUCGUUGCUGCAAGACUAGAUACUGCAAUCGAAAAAGAACUUUUGGAGAGGCUCAAGAAAGGAACAUAUGGUGAUAUUUACAACUUCCCAUCUACUGCAUUUGACAAAGCACUAGAAGAAGAGGAACUCACAGAUGAUGAGGAGGAAGAGCUCGACGGGCCAGAGUUUGUGGCAGCUGAUGACAUUGAAGAGAGUGAUGAGGACAUUGAAGACUGGGAGAAGAGUGAGGUAGACGUGAGCAGCGAGAGUGAGGAGGAGGAACCUAUUACAGUUGGGAAGAAGAGGACUCGUGCAAAAGCAAGAGUUGAGAUAGAGUAUGAGAAUGAACUGGAACCACGUACUAAGAUAAAAGCAACAUAGUUGUUAGGAUUAUAGUGUUCUGUAAUUAAUUUAUGUACCCUGAAUCGAAAAUAUUUUGUGGUAUCUUGA